Teleopsis dalmanni is the source of this 828-nucleotide messenger RNA. Its product is annotated as proteasome inhibitor PI31 subunit-like. The record is from RefSeq and is a predicted model, not a curated record. Gene Ontology annotation, molecular function: proteasome binding; endopeptidase inhibitor activity. NCBI's taxonomy places the organism in Eukaryota, Metazoa, Arthropoda, Insecta, Diptera, Diopsidae. The transcript has 4 exons. Gene Ontology annotation, biological process: proteasome-mediated ubiquitin-dependent protein catabolic process. Bases 111 to 758 code for a protein of 215 amino acids.
UCCAAUUUUUUUUUAUUUUCAUUAGUUUGUCGGUCAAAAUUUAUUCUGCACAAAAGGUACAUACAUAGAAGUACCUCCGCUCGCUAACGUGGUAUCAAAUUAGAGCAAUUAUGGACAGCUCAAAUGAAUUGAUAGAAUCUUUACUAGGUCAAACCCAGACCGGUGAUGUUUUCAAUUGGCGAACUCUUUCGAUUAGGGCCAAUCUCAACACAAAAUCAGACUUACUAAUUUGUCUUCUUCAUUUUGUGCUAAUUAGUAAAGAUUUCCGAUGUAUAGGAGUUGGCGAAGAAAAAACAUUUGCAAGUGAUGAGGUUGGCUCUAUAUGGUUACCCACUGAUUGGAAUUCUAGUUCAGCAAAGUAUGCAAUACGAUACCUUUAUAGGAAUCAAUUAAAUUUACUGAUUGCACAUGUAAAUGCAAAUGGAAUGGUAAUUAAUUUGCUUAAUGUGAACAAUAGAGAAGUAUCGAAUAUAUUACUAAAUCAUGAAACAACAGUUGACGACAUUAGAAAAGAUAAUAUUACGGAAGCGGUUCCGAGUGUUGUUACGAUAGUUAAACGCUACUGCGAGGAAAUUGUAGAGCCGGUCACUAAAGACAGUAGGCCUGCUCGUGUAAGUCAGAGCCCUGCAAAUGAAAAUACCGAUCCAAAUAAUUCACAGGCAAAUAAUAGUUCAAACCCGCAAAGAAAUUCUACCUCUAAUCAGGAAUCGGGAACACUAAGACGAGAUUCCAGAAGUCAAUUUGAUUUUUAUAAAUAAUAUCACACCACGACCAAGAAUACUUCGACCAUUUCAUAUGUGGACAAAUAUCCAAAUCAACUUUUAUUUA